UGCCAUAAAACACUUUUGGUAGGGCUUUAUCAGUUAUCAGGCUCAGUUUUUGGCAAGUAACCAUGUAAGUCAAGACUUUUGGUCUAUUCUUAUGUCAUUAAUGUCUGGCAACAUCGCGAGGGGAGAAAGUGAGAUAACCCGUUUUGUAGAAGCUGGACUUGUGAGCCAUCCAUAACACCUGGGCUGCUGGGAAGGCGUGCAGGAACCGCUGGCUCUUUUCUCUGAACCUUGAGAUUUCAGACGAAGAAGUCUCAUCAUGGCUCCUUAUUUCAUCCGCAAAUACCAAGAGAGUGACCACCAGUGGGUCGUGGGCUUGCUCUCCCAGGGCAAGGCUGAGAACAUUACCGCCACAUCCUGCCAUGCGCUGAAGUCUCCCCAAACUCUGGUGCUCUUACUCGGGGGGCACUUUGCCGUACUCCUGGUCUCUGAGUCCUGGCUCCCAGCUCUCAUGUUCUGCCUUGCCUUCCUCCUUGUCCUGUGGUUCCUUGCCAGACAUCACUGGAGAAAUUAUGAACGCUUGGCUUUGGGUACAGACAUGGUCGACAUCACCACAUUGUACCUAAGUAAACCUGGAUUCAGUCUGUGGGUGGCUGAGUCUGAAAAGAAGGUGGUUGGCAUGAUAGGAGCCCUGCCUGUUCAUGAUUUCACCUGUGAGAAGCAGGAGUUGUACAUGGCUCGCCUCUAUGUGGACUCUGAGCACCGGUGUCAGGGGGUAGCAAAAGCCCUGGUCAGGACUCUCUUCCAGUUUGCCUAGGACCAGGGCUACAGUGAAAUUACCUUUAUAACCACCACUAUGCUGUUUGCCCUACCCUUUCUGCAGGACGUGGGCUUCCAGAAGACAAGACAGUUAUUCCCCACCUUGAGUGCUAGGCUACUGGAUCUUCAGGAAGUUCAUUUCAUCUACCACCUCCCUUCUGCUCAGGCGGGGUCCUGUGAACUCUUUCCUCAUCUAUUAGCCAAGAGAUGAUCCUCAGUGCUGUACUAAUAAGCAAACACUGACCCUUCAGUGCCGACACAAUAAAAGCUCAUUGGU
Messenger RNA from Nycticebus coucang (slow loris), 1033 nucleotides. RefSeq names its product N-acetyltransferase 8-like. The coding region runs from base 257 to 754 and encodes 165 amino acids. NCBI's taxonomy places the organism in Eukaryota, Metazoa, Chordata, Mammalia, Primates, Lorisidae. Gene Ontology annotation, molecular function: N-acetyltransferase activity. The record is from RefSeq and is a predicted model, not a curated record. The transcript is spliced from 2 exons.